AACAUCAAGUCCAAGACCGUUAAGCCAAAGCUUUCUCCCAUUCCUCUCCACGUCUUUGAAAUCCUAACCAGACCCUUUAUAUAUAUAUACAUAUAAUAUGUUAAUUCAAACCAAACCAGUUUUUGUCAUCUCAAGAGACGAGCAAACUCAAAACAAAGGCAACAACUAUGUUUCUUCAUCCCUGUCUCUGCUCCCUUCUCCUUCUUCUUCUUUCUCCGCUUUCCUCUCGUGCAACAAUUCACGGCAAUUCUUUGCCAGAGACCCGUGCCGAAAAGCUCAUCAGAGAGCUCAACCUGUUUCCCAAACAUGGCAUCAACACAGGCAGGCAUGGUCCAUUGAUGGUUGAGAAGCCUCUCAGUGUUCCUGUGCUUGGUGAUCCCGGGACUUCCAUCGAGGACUUGGGCCGCCACGCCGGCUAUUAUCGGCUUCCUCAUACUAAAGAUGCAAGGAUGUUCUAUUUUUUCUUUGAAUCAAGGAGCAACAAGUUUACAGACCCUGUAGUAAUAUGGUUGACUGGAGGGCCGGGCUGCAGUAGUGAAUUGGCUCUGUUCUAUGAAAAUGGUCCUUUCCAUUUAACCAAAAACUUGUCUCUUGUAUGGAAUGACUUCGGCUGGGACCAGGCAUCGAACCUUAUAUAUGUCGACCAGCCAACUGGAACCGGUUUCAGUUACAGCUCGGAUCCCAGUGACAUUCGCCACGAUGAAGAGGGUAUCAGCAAUGAUCUAUAUGACUUCUUGCAGGAAUUUUUCAAGAACCAUCCGCAAUAUGUAAUGAACGACUUCUACAUAACUGGAGAAUCAUAUGCUGGCCACUACAUUCCUGCAUUUGCGUCCCGGGUUCACAAGGGAAACAAAGCGGGAGAAGGAAUUUUCAUAAACCUGAAGGGAUUUGCUAUUGGAAAUGGACUGACAGAUCCUGGAAUCCAGUACAAAGCAUACCCUGAUUACGCUUUGGACAUGAAACUAAUAACCCAAUCUGAUGCAGUAAACAUAUACGGAUUGAUUCCACCAUGCGAACAGGCAAUAAAAAUUUGUGGCGAUAAGGGAGGCAACGCUUGCGCAGAUGCGCGCGAUUCUUGCAACGCCAUUUUCGACAAGAUCAUGGAUAUUGCUGGCGACAUCAACUAUUAUGAUAUCAGGAAGAAAUGCGAAGGAGAGCUGUGCUACGACUUCUCGGCCAUGGAGAAGUUUCUGAACCAGCAAAAUGUUCGAGAUGCUCUCGGCGUUGGGGACAUCGAAUUCGUUUCGUGCAGUUCAACAGUGUACCAGGCGAUGAUCGAGGACUGGAUGAAGAACCUCGAAGUUGGGAUUCCUGCUUUGCUUGAAGAUGGAAUCAAGAUGCUGAUCUAUGCCGGGGAAUACGAUCUCAUAUGCAACUGGCUCGGCAAUUCGAGAUGGGUUAAAGAGAUGAAAUGGUCUGGCCAGAAAAACUUCACGGCAUCUCCGACGGUUCAGUUUCUGGUCGAUGGAAGAGAAGCAGGGCUGAUGACGAGCCAUGGCCCUCUAACAUUCCUCAAGGUUCACGACGCCGGCCACUUGGUUCCGAUGGAUCAGCCGGAAGCUUCGUUGGAAAUGCUCAAGAGGUGGACGAAAGGCCAACUCUCUGUGCCCAAGGCUAAAACACACAGGCCGCUUCCUCCCAUAUGAAGUACACAGCUUGCACCAAACCAAUUAAGGGCGCGCAGCCGGCAUUGAAGUAGCUUGAAUCAACAAACACUGAUUGAUGAUGAUCCCGUAUAUAUGGAAUGCAUGACAGUAACCAAAUUCCAACCCAGUAGAAACAUUGUUCAUGCAAUUGCAACAGGAAAGUUUAAAGCUUUUGUUCAACAAUCAAAUUAAUGCAACAGCCAAUAAUCUCCAUUCUCCACAAUAAUAUUUUUGUUAUGCGGC
This is a messenger RNA of Diospyros lotus (date-plum), 1889 nucleotides long. Its product is annotated as serine carboxypeptidase-like. Gene Ontology annotation, cellular component: vacuole. The record is from RefSeq and is a predicted model, not a curated record. The transcript has 8 exons. The coding region runs from base 168 to 1646 and encodes 492 amino acids. Lineage: Eukaryota; Viridiplantae; Streptophyta; Magnoliopsida; Ericales; Ebenaceae. Gene Ontology annotation, biological process: proteolysis. Gene Ontology annotation, molecular function: serine-type carboxypeptidase activity.